AUGAGUUUGUACGAGCUGGCUAACGACAGUGGAGUGGAAUUCAUUUUAUUUUCGUACGGAAGCUUGGUAGGUGAAUGUAAAACCUGUCUUGUGCCUACGCACAGCCUUCAAAAUUACAAAACCGAUCAAGUUUGCUUCUCUUCAACUAAUGAUUACAUGAUCAACCCUCAACAAUACAAUUUCAAUUUGGUUCCCGACGUCUCAACAUUCAUCAUACUACCCUGGAAAAAAACGUUUGCCUGGAUUCUCUGUAAUAUAUCAUACAAUGGAAAACCGUUUGCUCAGUGUCCCAGGACCAUAUUGCAGAAAUUAAGAACUGAAGCUUUGGAUAUGGGAUAUUUGAUGAAGUGCGGAUUUGAACCGGAGUUUACCUUGUUAAAUGAGGAUGGCUCAGCAUUAGCCGAUCCUUUAGAAUCGAGAUUCGAAUGUAACCAUCACCAAACCAGAGCUAUUAUGAGUUUUGAACCGUUCCUCACUGAGGUUCAUGACGCCAUGCAUACUCUCGGCUGGGCUCCUUACAUGAUAAUAAGUGAGGCAUCUCCUUGUCAAUACGAAAUCAACUUCAACUUUUUUGAUGUUCUUUUGAUGGCUGACAGAAUGUGCUUCUUAAAGUUCAUGAUUAAGGAAGUUGCACGAAAGCAUGGAUUUCUAGCUACCUUCAUGCCGAUGCCGUUUCAAAAUUACCCUUGUGCAAAUGGUUUACACACGAACAUGUCAAUAUGGAAAGCUAGUGGUGAGGAAAUUAAUUUGCUUCCCGGACUUCAGAGUUCAGAUGAUGACGAUGAUGGUGGUAGGACUGAGCGUUUGUUUGGACUUUCAAAGUUAGCAUACAAUUUCAUCGCUGGUUUGCUUUCCCAUGUUGAAGAAUCCUGCGCCAUAGUAUGCCCAACAGUUAACAGCUACAAGAGGUUGAAGCUUGAAAAAUUCUGUUCGAACAUGAUAACCUGGGGUGGCAAUGACAAGACUGUCCUGUUGAGAGUGCCGAACAGUGAAAGUAUCAGUCGCAGCGUCUGGAACGGUUGCCUCUUCCAAAAAGGUCAACCGCGCAGGGCUGUAGUGCGUGAGCCCAUUUGUUCGAGACUAUCCUCCAGUAUUCAAGCAGAUUUGUGCAAUACAUCAACAUCAGCAACCACCAUUGCUGAAUCCAGCUCUACUUCAAAUCCCAACUUUAAUCCUAAAACUAAUCCCAAAUCAGUUCCAGAAAGUCUAUUAGAAGCUCUACAAAAGUUGGAAUCUAGUGAAUUUUUGAGAGAAAAAUUAGGUACGCAACUGGUCGAUGCAUUCGUUGAGCUGAAAAAAAAGGAAUGGAGGGAUUAUUCAGCGCACUUCACAAAGUGGGAGAAAGAGAAAUAUUGGAACUGUUAG
This is a messenger RNA of Helobdella robusta, 1365 nucleotides long. RefSeq lists its product as hypothetical. The coding region runs from base 1 to 1365 and encodes 454 amino acids. Gene Ontology annotation, molecular function: glutamine synthetase activity. NCBI's taxonomy places the organism in Eukaryota, Metazoa, Annelida, Clitellata, Rhynchobdellida, Glossiphoniidae. The record is from RefSeq and is a predicted model, not a curated record. The transcript has 11 exons.